CAAUAUCAUUUUACACCUUUUCUAUUUUUUUACAGGCAAUUUGUCCGUAGCACAGCAGUUACCACCGUAGGCCAGAAAUCUGAAGGAUUAACUUGUCCAGGAAAACGAUCAAAUGGCAGGUUUUGUCGUGGCAGACUGCACGACACCAUUUUAGACUGGGAGGAUGCCUUGCCUGAUGAUGACUUAGACCUUGCUAUAUCUCAUUCAUGUGCAGCAGAAUUAAGCAUUUGUUUAGGUACGACACUUCAGAUAGUCCCUAGUGGCAAUCUGCCUGUCGACACAAAGAAACGUGGAGGAAAACUUGUUAUAUGCAACCUCCAGCCGACCAAGCAGGAUAGACACGCUGACCUCAUCAUUAAUGCGUAUGUGGAUGACGUUAUGAAACAGCUCUUGGAAUUCAUAGGUGUUGAGCUAUUACCAUAUAAUCCAGACGAUGACCCAACAAAGAUAACUAAGCUGCUGGUGACGAACUACAGCAGUACUCGAGAUUCAUUGGCAGAAGAGGAGGCGAAAGAAGGUGAUCGCAGUGGCAGUAGUUAUUUUGAGCCAAUUGAGUGGACCAUACAAGAGAGUUGGGUCAGAGAUAAAGAUUUGGCAGAUAAGGUAAAAAGUAGGAAAGUAAUUAGAAAUAAGAGGCCAAACAAAAAUGAAGACGACAAGAGUUCGAUUGGGAGAAAGAAGAUUAAAACCGAUAUCGACAACAAUGCGCAAGUGGAUGAUUCAGACAGUCUCCUGAAUGGCGAAGAAGAAAAGGUCGACAUUAAGGACAUAAAAGAAUCUGUGAAAGAAGAAGUGAAUCGCACAAUUGGAGAGUUGAAUGGUGUGGAAGACAUUAAGGGUGAAUGCAAAAAUGGGGAAACUAGGAUUAUAGUUUGUGAUUUAAAAAGUGCACUGAAGGAAGAAUGUCCACCUCUCUUGGAGAAAGUUACGGAAGGUAGAGGUGAAAGAGGAGAGAGAAAGACUGACAGUGGAAGCUCCAGUUGUUUAGGGUAGGAAUGUGUCUCAUUAUCUCGAGCAUCACAUUGUAUUCUCAUGUUAGGUCCUGUCAUAUUUUUGCAGGUUAUAACAUAUGGGUAGUGCCAACACAUUACAAAAAAAUGCCACAUUCCUCUCUCAUUUAUUCUCAUAAUUUCUUUAUAAAUGUCCUCAUUUUCAUGAAUCUCACUUUGCCAUGAAGGGACUCCAUUACUCAUCUGUCAUUAUCGGGUUUAUUAGUAGUUGUCAGUAAGGACUUGUAGAUAUUUUAUAUGUUGUAUUUAUAUCUAGUCUACUGUGAAUCUUGCUGAAGUUUUUAAUCAUCACUGCUGUUUGAUACAGGGCAGCUUAGUAGUACUUAAUUUUCCUUUGGUACAUAAUACAAUAUGUACUUCUCUUUAUAUUUAAUUUAUUUAGAAGCAAAGUUUACCACAAAUCACCAAUAUCAAAGUGAGUAGGGGAAAGUACAUCAAUCAUAAGUAUUUUUUACUCAACACCUAACCACGUGCAUUUAUAUUAGCCAGAAUUUGCUGUGACAAAUAUUUUGUUACCUCUGAUCUUUGGAGCACUGCUGUUAAUCCUCCAAGAGCAUUUAUAUACUCAUUGCUAGAGGUAGAGAUAGCUAAUUCUCUGGCAUUUAUUC
Messenger RNA from Macrobrachium nipponense, 1618 nucleotides. RefSeq lists its product as uncharacterized. The record is from RefSeq and is a predicted model, not a curated record. Bases 379 to 993 code for a protein of 204 amino acids. NCBI's taxonomy places the organism in Eukaryota, Metazoa, Arthropoda, Malacostraca, Decapoda, Palaemonidae. The transcript has 3 exons.